Messenger RNA from Syzygium oleosum, 890 nucleotides. RefSeq lists its product as uncharacterized. The coding region runs from base 97 to 525 and encodes 142 amino acids. The transcript has a single exon. The record is from RefSeq and is a predicted model, not a curated record. NCBI's taxonomy places the organism in Eukaryota, Viridiplantae, Streptophyta, Magnoliopsida, Myrtales, Myrtaceae.
CUCCCACUCUCUCUCUGUCUCUCUCUCUAAAACCUUGACAAGAAUCCCGUCUCUCUCUCUCUCUCUAACUCACGCAGCCCUCGAAAGAACCCAGAAAUGGCCACCAACCUCCUCACCUUCGCGCCCUCCGGCAUCCGGGCCUCCGCCUCCUCCGCCGCCGGCGCCGGCCACAAGAGACCCGACCCGAACCGCCGGAGCUUCUCCGCCGUCCCCGCCGCCCCUUCCUCCUCCUCCACCACCUCCUCCUCCGCCGGCUGGUGGACCCCGCUCUUCGGGUGGCCCUCCGAGCCCGACUACAUCGACUCCGGCAGCGGCAAGGCCGACCGCCGGGAGGAGAAGGUCGACCCGGAGCUCGACCCGAGCACGGCGCGGCCGUCCCGGUUCGCCCCGGGCGGCUUCACGGCCGAGAAGGCGAAGCAGCUGCGGAUGAUGACCCAGGGCGCCGGGUCGUUCCACGACGCCAUGUACCACUCCGCCAUCGCCUCCCGGCUGGCCUCCGACUUCGGGGGCCGACCCGAUCUAUGAGGAUCUGGUCCGGAUCCGGGUCCGAGUCGCCGGAGCUUUAGAAGCUCCCCCGCUUCUCGCGGUUGCCGGAUCUUUACCCUCUUCCCGUUUCUUGCUCCUCUUUGCUCUUUUCUUAGCUUUUGAUUUCUCUCCGAUAUAUGCUGCGUCCGAUAAUAUAGGCGGCGCAUCUGGUGUAUGAUUUAGUGGUGUGAUUAGAAGAAGGGGGUCCUGAUGUUGAACUUGAAGAAGAAGAAGAAGCAUGUAUGUAAUUAUCGUCGGUGCGUAAAUAACGUUGCUUUCGGAAUGAUCUCUGCUAAUUGCAUAUUAGCUGAUAAUCUUGCUGGGUAUUGAUCGAUGGAUCUUGUUAAGCAUUUUUAGUUUGUAAA